CCAACUGUCAUGCUUAAACUUUUCUCCCACUGUCUCUUCCCGAAUCCAAAUGUGAACAUCAACAUAAAUCUGUAGUAAAAGUCUUAUCUCUGUUUGAAAAACAUUUACGUACUCUUUCUUUCUUCCUUCUCCUUUGCCUUUCAUCCCACCAGAGCACAAAAAUUCUAGAUAGAGAAAUUAACGCAGGGGGAGGAGAAACACUGUCAGUUUUACUGUCGUAAAACACACAGAACAAUUGUGGGUUUUUCUCGGUGAAGGCUGGAAAGAGCUAGGAUUUCAGGGGAGGAGAAAGUUUUGAUGCAACAGGGGAAAUGGGUUUCCUUCACUUUCUCGUUUCUCUGCUUCUUUUGCUCGCAUUUUACACUCCACGACCUGUUUACGGAAAUGCGGAGCUGAGAGCUCUCCUGGAGUUGAAGUCCUCGCUGGACCCGGAGAACAAGUUUUUGAAUUCGUGGACCGCCGAGGGUGAUCCAUGUGGUGGUUCAUUUGAGGGCGUGGCAUGCAACGAGCACCGCAAAGUCGCUAACAUUUCUUUGCAGGGAAAGGGUCUCUCAGGGAAGGUCUCAGGAGCAGUGGCUGAGCUGAAAUGCUUGUCGGGGUUGUACUUGCACUACAACAACUUGUCCGGAGAGAUACCCAAAGAGAUAUCCAAUCUGACUGAGCUGACUGAUCUUUAUCUCAAUGUGAAUCGUCUAUCUGGUAGUAUACCUCCUGAGAUAGGGACCAUGGACAGUCUUCAAGUUUUACAGCUAUGUUGUAACCAGCUGACGGGAAAUGUUACUACACUGAUGGGUUCCUUGAAGAGGCUAACUGUUCUUGCUUUGCAAUAUAACAAACUACGGGGGGAAAUUCCUUCUAGUUUAGGGAACUUGAGGAUGCUAAGAAGGCUUGACUUGAGCUUUAAUGGCUUCUCUGGUAGAAUUCCUGCAAAACUGGCUGAUAUCCCACAGUUACAAGUUCUAGAUGUGCGAAACAAUUCUCUCUCUGGGGUUGUCCCUUCUGCUUUCAGGAAAUUGAAUGAAGGGUUCCAGUGUGGGAACAAUCCAGGUUUAUGUGGAGUUGGGAUUUCUGCAUUGAGAGCCUGCGUUGCAUUUGAUAUCGACAAAGUGAAUGUGGAUCAACUUGAACCUGUUGCACCACACACAAAAAACACUGCCCCAAUAGCCAACCCCGAGUCUGCAAAUUUCCAUGCUUAUUGCAACCAAACCCAUUGCUCAAAGUCAACAAGAUUGCCACGAGCUGCAGUUGUUGCAGUAGUUAUCACAGUCACUGUCAUACUGACAGGGACUAUAUUUGUGACCAUUAUUUGGUUCCGCCGGCGGAAACAAAAGAUUGGGACUACAUCUGAUUCUUCUGAUGCUCAACAUAGCACUGACCAGGCUAAGGAGUUCUAUAGGAAAAGUGCCUCUCCACUUGUAAGUCUUGAGUACUCGAGUGGAUGGGACCCUUUUGCUGAUGGUCGAAACGGCAUUGGAUCUGCUCAGGAUUAUCUUAAUUACUUUAGAUUCAACAUGGAAGAGGUUGAGUCUGCAACUCAGCACUUUUCUGAGGUGAAUUUAUUGGGAAAGAGCAAUUUCUCGGCCGUGUACAAAGGAGUUCUAAGAGAUGGUUCUCUUGUAGCUAUUCGGAGCAUUAAUGUUACCAGAUGUAAGUCUGAGGAAGCUGAGUUUGUGAAGGGGUUGAACUUAUUAACCUCACUGAGACAUGAAAACCUGGUUAAGUUGAGAGGUUUCUGUUGCUCAACGAGCAGGGGUGAAUGUUUUCUUGUAUAUGAUUUUGCUCCAAAUGGGAAACUGUCUCGCUAUCUUGAUUUAGAAGAUGGAAGCAACCAAGUUCUUGAUUGGUCCAACAGGGUUUCUGUUCUCAUUGGCAUUGCAAAAGGUAUUGGGUAUUUACAUAGCAGCAAAGAAAACAAGCCUGCCAUAAUUCACCAAAGCAUAUCUGUUGAGAAGAUUGUCAUUGACCAGCAGUUCAAUCCACUAAUUUCGGAUGCCGGCCUUCCUAAGCUUCUUGCUGAUGACAUUGUCUUCUCAGCUCUUAAAAUGAGUGCUGCCAUGGGAUAUCUAGCUCCUGAGUACAUUACCACUGGUCGUUUCACUGAGAAGAGUGACAUAUAUGCGUUUGGAGUAAUUAUCCUCCAAGUUCUUUCUGGGAAGCGGAAACUCACCCACUCAAUGCAAUUGGGAGCUGAAUCUUGUAGAUUUCAAGAUUUCAUCGACACAAAUCUGAAGGGGAAAUUCUCUGAAUCUGAGGCAGCUAAGCUGGCAGAAGUUGCACUGAUGUGCACCCAUGAGCUUCCUGACCACAGGCCAAACAUUGACGCCAUAAUUAAGGAGCUAAGCAGUUCUAGUGACAGUUCUUGAUGGCGUACCUCUGUCUAUCUUGUGAGACUAAUGAUAGUGACCUGAUGAUGGAGCCCCGUCAAUAUACACGAAUUUGGCUUACGUGCUAUAAAAAAAACUACAGUAUAUAUGGAGAGCAAGAUAUUUUGGGAAAGGAGAGUACCCUGUGAUUACUUGUAAGAAGACAUUUCUAACUCUGCGAGGAUGAAUAGGAAGAACCUCCUGAUUAUUUGAAGUGAUGCAUUUGCAACCACCGCAUUCUUUUACAUCAGCAACGGCAACCAGCUAUGUGACUUAAAAGAGAUUUAUCAAGCUUUUCUCUGUGUAUGUGGUGUUGGCUAGGUUUCCUGUAACAACCUCAAAAUUUCUCCAACACUUUACCUUCUUGAGGUGCAUGUUCCUUAUCCAAGAAACUAUGCUCCAUUAACUUGUACCAUCCUCUUCUUUUCUUUUUUCUUUUAGUUGUAUUAGAUAAAACUUGUCUGUUUUUUCCCU
Messenger RNA from Corylus avellana, 2837 nucleotides. RefSeq names its product proline-rich receptor-like protein kinase PERK10. Gene Ontology annotation, molecular function: ATP binding; protein kinase activity. NCBI's taxonomy places the organism in Eukaryota, Viridiplantae, Streptophyta, Magnoliopsida, Fagales, Betulaceae. The record is from RefSeq and is a predicted model, not a curated record. Gene Ontology annotation, biological process: protein phosphorylation.